AUGUUCUUUUAUUAUUUGUUUUCUAUUGCUACAGCCAGUAAUUGCUUAAAUUCCUAUGGAUAAGUUGUAGAUUAUUGGUUGAUUUUUAAACUACCGAAAGACUCCACAAAUCAAUAUACAGGUAUGGAAUAUCACUAUUGUGAUUCUACAACAUAAUGUGUAGAACUAAAGUAUUAAUCUGAUAAAUUAAAUGAUGUUACUUCACCACUCUAAAUAACUAUGAAUUAGGUUCAUUUUAAAGAUACUACUACUAUGAAUGUAAUUUGGAAUGAUUAGCCAUUUGAUAAGGAUUACUAUCCUGAUAUGGCUCACUCUAAAGGAGUCUUGAGUGCUUCUUUAAAUGGUCAAGGUUUUAUUAUAAAUCACUCAACUCCAAAGUUUCCUAUCAUGGAUUCAAAUUAUGAGUAAAAUUCAUUUUCAUUUCUAGUGAAAUUAUUUUAGGGAUGCCUACUAAUUCAUUUACUUAUGGUCAACAUUUUAUGUGUUUUAGUAUUUCUACUUCUGAAAUAGAAAGAAUUGCACAAUAAUUAAUUAUUGCUGAAGUUAUAACUGUUAGGGCAAAUUCUCCUGCAGAUUUUAAAACUAUAUACCCAAAUCUUUAUAGUCUAAAAGAUCCAACUAGACAUUCAACUUAUAAUAGUGGCUCUCUUACUUCAUAAACUAGAUAAGGUUUAACUUUAUAAGUGAUUUCAACAAAUUAACAUAAUUAAGUAGAUUUCUAUGCUGCUAUUGUUGCCCCAAGAUUAAAAGUUGGAUUAGUUGUUGAAACUUGGGGAAGUGGUGGAUUAUAACCAGCUGAUUGUACUUCUGCAUUCUAAACAUUCAGCAAUUUGUCUAGAUUACAAAAUGUAAUAUUUCAUAUUUAAAUUAGGGAUAUAAAUUUUCAUAUACUAAAGAUCAUUCAAAGUUUGGUAUUUCAUUAAGUUCAAAUAUUCCUUAUGUCUGUAUGUCCGAUAUUAAUAGAUAAACAAGCCAAAAUAAAAGAGGAGGAACUGCUAUAUGUUUUAUACAUUCUAAUUUAUGGUCAUAAAUUAAUUAUUCAUUCAUCGAAAGGCAAACAUGUUGA
Paramecium sonneborni is the source of this 1066-nucleotide messenger RNA. The record is from the annotation of a GenBank genome assembly. NCBI's taxonomy places the organism in Eukaryota, Ciliophora, Oligohymenophorea, Peniculida, Parameciidae.